UUCAAACACCAUUAUUUCUGUUAUUUGAUACACAAUGUUGCUUCUUAUGUAGUUCAUUUUUCUUUAUUGUGUAUCUUUGUGGAUUUAUUUAUUUAUUUUGUUUCAGAUCCCGUGAAGACUCCUAAGCUGACUGUCAUCUCUUACCCAAGUAGUGACUCCUGUAGUGUAAACUUCACAUGUAGAGCACAUGACCUCACACUUCACUCCACUUAUAAUAAUGGUAGCUGCUCUCCAGAGGAAGUGACGUCACAUGAGAAGUUCACUCUCAUCCUGAUCUGUAGUAAUGAAACCAUCAUCUGUAACCAUAGCAACCCUAUCAGCUGGGAAACAGACAGAAGAGACAUUAAAAAGCUUUGUGAAUUUCAUCCAGAGAAUCCAGAACAACAAAGUUGGGUGAUGAUCUGUAUAGUGGUGAUGGUGGUGUUGGUAGUGGUUUUGGUUAUUUCUGUCUUCUGCUGGAAAAGAUAUAAAGUGUUCAAUCUGAACAUCGUAGAUGCCAAUUCAGUGUAUGCUGAAGUUAAUACUGAGAACCAACCAAUGCAAACAACCAAAAGUGACUCUGAUACAUGUGAUGUCCCAGAUCAGACACAAAAAGCAAUGGAACAACAACCCAGCUCAUUCUAUGACACUGUGAAACACCCUCAAGUCACAGCUUAAACAAUUUAUUAGUAAGUGUGCAAACAACUACCUAAGGAUGCCACUUCAUCCAACAGUACCUGAGAUCAAACUGAAAACAACGGCUGGCAAUCACGGAGAAGACACACAAGGUCACUUGUUAACUUGUUUAAAUACAACCUUUAACACCAUAGCAUUCCUGUAAAAGACUACAAAUACCCAAUAAACGACACUAAUUGUAUCUGUUGUGUUGAUUAUAUCUUAAAAGCAUUUACAUAAUUUGAAUCACAUGAAUCUCUUUUGAAGGAUCCUACCUUAGAUCCUCACGUGCAGAAUGUUUUAAUAUUGUGUUUUUUAGUUAAUUCCUAAUCAUUUAUUUACAUAAUCAUUUUAUAAUCAUUAGUUAUCCAUAAAAUAGUUUAUUUGAUUAUUCAAUAUAAUUUUUAUUAUUAUCCAUUUCAUUAUUAUCAUUUUUAUCGUAUUUUCAUUUAUUCAUCAUUAUAUUUCUAUAUAUUAUUAUUUUAUUUAUUCAUUAACUAAAUAUAUUUCUAUGUUUCAUAUGUCGUCUUGAUUUCAUUGUUGUUCUGUCUUAUAGUUGUCUAACAUUUGUGAAGUUUCAUGAGCUGUCCUGUCUGUGUGUAAACAGAGAUUGGUAAAGAGAAUGUUUAUGGAAGCUCAAGGUUUGUGGGAUGUUGCUAUUAAGCAUUUUGGUAUAACACUGCAUGUUGAAUUCAUGCUUGUUGGACGAGGUUUGAACAUUGAGACAUAUACAACUGAAGCUGUCCAUCUAUAAAACUCUGUUCUAUUUUAUCAUCUAAACCUUCGUCUCAUGUCCUCUGCUUGUGCUCUUCUCUAGCAACGAUUAAUCAACCUCUUAACUGACAGAAGCCUGUUAAACAAGUAAACGUUUUUUAUUUUGUCUGUGGUGUGGAGACAUGAUCUAACACUUUUUAAAGUUAUAUGACAUGUUUAGCUUUUGUUUUUGUUGAGUUGCUGUAUGCCAUGAAGUUUACUGUGAAAGAAUACAAUGUUUCAUCAUAUAUAAGAACUUUAAUGGUGUUUUUACACCUGCCUCAUUUAGUUCGGUUGAAUCGUACCAGAGUUCGAUUGCUGACUUGGUGCAGUUCGUUUGGGCAGGUGAGAAUGCAACAAUCAAACUCUGGUGCGUACCAAAAGUGGACAAACUCGAGCGGUUCGUUUAUGGUGAGAACACGAUCCGAUAUCGAAUCAACCUAACUGCAAAAGUACUGCGCAUUUUGGACUAAACCAACUGCCGUAGUCAUCUGACCAGUGCAUUAUCGGAUGAGGAAGAGUUUGUUCCCAAAUGAAAAAAUACUAUAGUAUAUCAUAGUAAAAUUACCAUAGAAAAAUUAAGUAAAAUUACUCUAGUCCAUACUAGAGUAUUUUUGAACCGUUCUAUAAUUAUAACUGCCAGCUAUUGGAAUCAGUCACCUAUAUAUACUCUGUUUGUCUUCCUCACCUUGUCGAUCAUUGUUUUUUUACUGUUAGUUGAUGUUCAUGUUAGACUUAUAUUCCUGUAUGUUCCUGUUUUAGUCUAUGUUAUUCAUUAAAAGUAUUACAUUUAUCUUCUCCGCCUUCAUCUCACCUUCAUAAUCCACCUCACCCUGACAAUAAUAAAGUAAACUGUAUUAAAAUACUAUAGCAAUUUAUGGUAAACUUACUAUAGGAAUUGCCUUUCUUAC
Molecule: messenger RNA, 2318 nt
Organism: Misgurnus anguillicaudatus (oriental weatherfish)
Lineage: Eukaryota; Metazoa; Chordata; Actinopteri; Cypriniformes; Cobitidae
Product: SLAM family member 5
Cellular component (GO): membrane
Source: RefSeq, a predicted model, not a curated record